This is a messenger RNA of Opisthorchis viverrini, 1644 nucleotides long. RefSeq lists its product as hypothetical. The transcript is spliced from 2 exons. Lineage: Eukaryota; Metazoa; Platyhelminthes; Trematoda; Opisthorchiida; Opisthorchiidae. Bases 179 to 1450 code for a protein of 423 amino acids. The record is from RefSeq and is a predicted model, not a curated record. Gene Ontology annotation, molecular function: zinc ion transmembrane transporter activity. Gene Ontology annotation, biological process: zinc ion transmembrane transport. Gene Ontology annotation, cellular component: plasma membrane.
CCAUUCUCCAUUUUGCAGAUCCGUCUCCGGUGAUGAUACACUGCUACUAGUGGUAAUGACAGUAGUUGAGAUAUGUUGUCCAAAUAAAAUGCUGCACUGACAGCAUGACUCCAUUCGUGCACAAAGUGCUUUCAUCUGAAAAGACCUCCUACGGAAAAAAGCUACUGAACAGUGCUUCAUGAAACCAGUCCAAUCGUUUCGUGCUUCUUUUAUACAGAGUCUCCUUGUGCUAUAUCUACCAAGCGUGGCACUCGGCGGUGAGCAUGGCGUUCUUCAUGGAACGGGAGACAGAACUCCUCUGACCGGAGGAAAACUGGGUUUGGCGGCUGUCAUGUUCCUUUACUCUUUCCUUGCGUGCUCACUUCCCGUUCUUAUUGUGAACUGUGUUGACCGAAAAGAGCAGUCCGCAGCUGAUCAAGAAACUGACAGUUUAUUGACUAAAUCUGGUUGCUUUUCGCGGUAUUGGACACCUGAAAGAAGGACGAAGAUAAUUAGCCGGUCCAACUGCCUGGCCGCUGGCGCGCUUCUCUCGGUCGGUUUUCUGGACGUAUUCAUUGACACCAUUGAAUGUUUUGAAUCGGCGCUAGCAAAAGUGAAUGUUACAACUGACUUCCCUUUGGCAUCCUUUGUUACACUACUGGGAUUUUUCCUUAUCCUCGGCGUCGAACAGAUCACACUGGAAUUCUUCAGAACCCCAGGGACAGAUGUGCCGAUGCAACAUCAAGACGGUAGUGCAAUUCAAGGAGCAAUCAUUCGUCGAACCACAUCACAGAGCUCAUCCAUAAGUCAGCGGACCACCAGUUUGACUGCGGUCAAUGAAACAGUUGCGAUUCUUCCUGAAGUACUCGAUCCCCGUGGUUCGCUUAUGCCGGAAUUCGAAUGCCUGUCGGUAGAGUCAGAGCACCAAGGGCAUCAUCACCACCAUUCGACAAUUAUACAAAGCGGAUGGAUCAGGGUUUUGACGCUGUUGUGUGCAAUUUCUCUACACAGUGUUUUUGAGGGAAUGGCACUUGGCUUGACCAAAUCAUACACAUCCCUGUUGACCCUGUUUGCUGCGCUUUCAAUGCACAAGAUAAUCAUUGCUAUCAGCAUAGGUAUCAAUUUGGUCUCUGAGACCACCAAACAAAGGCAUCUCAGGAACGGGCGACAGAACAGUGUGAAGCUGCACGUUUCCCAAGUUGCCGCUAUAUUGACAUUUUCGGGGGCAUCACCACUCGGUACAUUGAUUGGCUGGGCUGUCACUAACCAAUCGGACUCUACGAGCUUUCUGUUUGCUGAGGCUACCUUACAGGGCCUGGCUUGUGGUACCUUUUGCUACGUUGUGUUUUGCGAACUGCUUACAAAUGAAAUCAGAGAUGGCUCAGGUGAUAAACCAGGGAAAUUUCUCUUCCUUAUCAUCGGCUGGGCUUUGGUGGCUUUGGUCAUCGUGUUGAGUCCAGGAGAGGCAUGAAGUUUUAAACACCACAACAGCUAGUGAUGUUCGGUCACACUGCUUUUUAAGCUGCCAUCUGGAGUCCACCGACACUACUCGUGAAACAACCAGCUCGUCAAUUGAUAGAAAACGUUGUUUCUAUACGUUUCCCUGUACUGCCACCUAUUUUUGUAAUUUUCGUGCAUUUACGUGCCUUUUUUGAGAAAAUAAAA